AUGAGGCUGACCUCGCACACACCUCACUCAUCUGCAGCAGAUUUCAAAGUCGGCAAGCCAAAGCCCGUGCAAUCAAAAGCGCUGACUGGCUGGACACCACCAGCGCCCACAUUUCACUCUGGCGCCGGCGCAACCAAAAAGUUUUCUCGCCGAACAAGCGACGGUGUGGCAGACGAAAGCGUCCCGUCUGCGCUCAAAUGGCCGUCGGAUGCUUCGACGUUCAUCAAGAAUCCCUUUUCGCCGUUGAGUGCUCGCGCGCGAGCAAGUAUGGACAAUUGGUCCUUCUACAGCACUGAUAUGGAAAGUGACGGAGGUGCAAACGCUGCAUCGCGCGCUGGCGAGUCGUUGGUCAGUCCCAAGAGGUGAGCACGACCGCGCUGUGUUGGCUGCAAGGAGACUCGGUCAGGUCAUCAAGGUUGACACUCCAAGCUCUUUCGUCGCGCAGCCACACACCUCGCACGGCUGCUGUGAAGGCAUCACGGCGCUCAGUUGGACCGCAAAUCAAGCGCGCCGCGAUUCCACCCGCCCUUCAAUUGGCUUUGGACACUGUGCCACGCCAAGCCCGUCUGCCUGCCAAAUCUGGCUUCGAUGACAGCUCCGACGAGGAGGGAGUGGAAGAAGUUCAAGAGAUCACCUUUAGAGACACGCGCUACGAUUCGCACGAUGGCAGCAGCUCUCCCUUUGACGCACUGCGCUCGGCCGGAAGGUUCUUUCGUCAUGCGGACAUCGCAUCUGGCGACGCACCUUCACCGCGAAGAAAGAGCAAGAGCCUCAGCUUGUCCUUCAACGUCGGCCACAAGAGGCGUCAAUCUCGAAACGCAACGCCAAAACUUGCCAGAGCUUCGAUGGACGAUGACGACAUGGUGAGCGUACCCAUGACCCCCAACAGCGCGCCCAAGACUGCACCUUGCAUGCAACAUGGCCGCACCACAUCUACCUCACUUCAACAAAAGACCAACGCUGCCAACGCAUCACCAUCUGCUCAACCAUCGACUCCCGUCUCCAUUCGCGAUCUAAAACGAGCGUUGGCGUCGUCUCGUGCAGAAGCAUCAAGUACACCACUACCGACGUUUGCUUCAGCGUUAGUCGGAUCGAGUCCGCAAGCCAGGUCUCCUGCAUUGCAAGGCGCUUCGACCGCCAUCAAGACGAUCGAUCAACCUUCGGACAAGCUUCGCAUCGUAGCUCCACCUCCCUCGGCUCCUUUGCCUGCAAUCCCGCGCGUAGACGGUCAGCGCGGCUCCGGCUCGCCAGCGCCAUUUUCGGACAUGCUCGAUCGUCCGCCCAGUCCCAUCGACCCUUGGUUAUCACCAAUUCAGACACCCUCUUCCUUCAGCACGCACGCGGCACCUCCGGCUUUCUCUACUCCGAGCUCUUCAGACGGCAUCGUCUCGCGUCCGUCGCCAUCGAACCGGAAACAGCAGAGUCACUCGAGGAUCUACCCCAGCACUCUGCAGGUCGUCGAAGCGCCUCGUUCCAAGAUGCCAGCUCCUCUGAGACUCGCAUUUGACCCCAAACGUCGCCCCAAGGCUCAUCUGCAACAUCGCACGCCUGCCGUACAAAGCAUCUCGCAAGGACAGCCACGCACCUUUGGCACUCCCACAUCUGCCAUGCUCUGCACUCCUCUGGCAAGAUCGCCGACGAGGUUGGGAGCUGCCACCGUGGGCGCUGGUCUCUUGAAGGAUUGGCCUGGCGAUGAUGAGGUGGACCUGAAGCUUACACCUGCACCUAGCCGUAUGACUCUCGGUAAACAGAAGCCUGCACAGCAGGUUGCUCAUGCUGGCCAUCAGCCCAGCCUCAGGCGCAAGCUCUCCGCCGGGCAACAACAGCUGACCGCAAAGGUCACGCGCAGACUUGCCAACGCUCCAAAGGUCGCGUCUACACAGUCUUCGCCUGCGGCAUCCUUGAGAAGCCUCGCUUCCUAUGAUCGACCCUUGCCACCUACGCCUGUCAUCGAUGCAUCAACGAUCGAAGCGGACCUACUCAUGCCGCCUCUGGUCUAUACCAGCUCCUCCGCUUCGCUGUCGACAUCUUCUCUCGACUCCACCCUGUCAAAAGCCUCUUUUCAAGCUAAGCGAACCGAGGGCCUCCUCAUUGCGCUCGGUAUCGGCUCGGAGAAGCUCGAGGACGAUGGCAAGUACGUCAAGGUUAAAGACGCGCCGGCUUUCUAUUCCGAGACGCUCGAUGAUGAAGAGCUAUGUGAGGACCUCAAGCCGACACCUGUAGUAGCUGAGCACAUGGAGAAGGAGCUCGAAUACGCACAAGCUCUGCGCGGCGAUCGUCUGCGCGAUUUCAAAUUCGGAGGCAACACCAUUUCAUCGAGAGGCUCGACGUGCCAAAGCAAUUCCUUGAAGCCACUCCUGCUGGUGCGUAGCGCAAAUCAGACGUCCACAACGGCGCCCCGGUCAUCCUCUCAGUCUCGCACCUGGAGGCCAUCGCACGCCGGCACUGGGAUCAACAGCUCCUCUAGCGUGGGGUCGGUCGGCAUUCGCUACAACAAACCAGACGACUACACAUCCCUGACCCUCAGAGAAAGGCGCUUGAGCAGGUACGCGUUUGCAGCUUCUCAAGCUGGUCUGCCGUUCAGAUCAGCCAACAGUUCGGUCGUCGACGUGGCCAGUGUGGCAGAUCAAGACAGGGGCCACUCGCGCUCGGUAUCGCAGCAAGAACCGCGCCAAUGGGCUCGUUCGAGGUCUGAUUCGCUCGAAUCGUGUGUGCAAUCCGACAUUAGCAGCACAGCUUUUCACACGCGUCAUCCGUUUGGCCUCCUGCGCAACGAAGGGGAGGGUUCUGCUUGGAUCUCGAGCGAAUCGCUCAACGCGCAGUCGCCUGCAUCUUCUCUCAAGCCACUGCCAUUAGUGCCAGCUGACGUGGUGCACGACGCACAUAAACCUGACAGCGAGGUCAUGAUGGGUCGUUCCAGCUCGCAUGCACAAAUUGGAGCGCCAAAUUACCGAAACGCGCUUUCUGAGGAGGAGGAUGAUCAAGAUGGACCAAUCAUGUUUGACGUCUCUACCAGUCCCAUCAUGGGUCAGAGGAACUCUCUUCGACCUUCCUGCUCCGACUCGAGCAUUGUCGAACAAUACACAAGCGAGAUGCACCAUGCCGAGGAUGGAAUGGACAGUUUAGGUCUCAGGAUGUGUCAAGUGCGCGACGAAUCGGCUCAAAGUCAGAGGGUACGAUUCAACACUAGAGCUUUGACUAGCUCAACCAGGCGCAGACUAUGCGAAGCUUACAAGAAACACAAGAAGGCUGCACCUUCCAACGUGAGCAGCGUUCAGACAGAGGACGAGUAA
This is a messenger RNA of Ceraceosorus bombacis, 3293 nucleotides long. NCBI's taxonomy places the organism in Eukaryota, Fungi, Basidiomycota, Exobasidiomycetes, Ceraceosorales, Ceraceosoraceae. The record is from the annotation of a GenBank genome assembly.